Molecule: messenger RNA, 4362 nt
Organism: Petromyzon marinus (sea lamprey)
Lineage: Eukaryota; Metazoa; Chordata; Hyperoartia; Petromyzontiformes; Petromyzontidae
Molecular function (GO): heparin binding; protein binding; calcium ion binding
Source: RefSeq, a predicted model, not a curated record
GAUGAGGAGGGAGGAGGGAUCUGUGCGUGACACAAAUCUCUGCCCUCCUCUCAGUCGCUCCGGGCAGCCGCUCAUCCCGGGCAGAGUGCUACUAUUGCGAGGAGAAGGAGGUGGCGAGACCAUGCCCAAGGUGGCGGUGCCCACUCUGCGAAUGGUUCGCCUGCUGCCGCUGCUCCUGCCGCCACUGCUGCUCAUGCCGUGGCCAUCGGAGGGAAGAAAUCCCUGCCAGGGCCCCCACUGCCCCCAGCCGAGACAGCCGGCGGCCCACUGCCACGGUGCCGAGUGCACCGCCACCACCACCACCACCACCGCCACCGCCGCCGCCGCCGCUCACCACCACCACCACCACCACGCCCCGUACCACCACGGAGCAGUCUUCUUGGAGGGCACCGCUCACGGCCGCGAGUCGGCGGGCAGCUGGCCGCACCCUGCCGACGAUCUCGCUGCCGCUGGAACCUGCAAAGGCAUCGAGUGUCUGCUCCGCUGGAGGGAGAGCCGGGCACGGCCCACACGGCGACACGGCGCUGAGAGAGCAGGUGCUGAACAGCCGCGGAGGGCGGAGGGGCAGCGCGCGGGCGGGGGCAGCGGGGGCAGCGGGGGCAGCCCCGCCGGACCCCCUCGCUUCCUGCCGGGGCUGCACGCCGAGCUCGUUUCCGCUUCGUCGGCCUCGUCCGCCGCCGACUUGGGGUCCACCGGAUCGCCGGGGGUCACGCUCAUGUGUGACGUGAGGCCCGGCGAGAACGAGGUGGCCUCUGAGGAUGCCCUCGUCCUGCACCUGCGCCUGGUGCACGGGCAGGAGCAGCUGCUCGCGCUGGUGCAGACGCAGGUGGAGGCGGCCGCCAAGAUCACGCACGGCCUCAACGAGCAGCAGAUGCGCCUCCUGCAGCAGCAGCAGCAGGUGCUGGACGCUCAGCGCCACCUCGCCGCUCAAUUCGCGAACCUGGAAGGGCUGAUGCGGCAAGAGAGUGAUCUGAGGACCCAGCAUCGGCACGGCACGAAGCGCUGGGAGGACAACCCGGGAACGCCUCCGCAGCCGGAGCCGGCCAUCGACCCACCGCUCUCCGCCGGUCGACCCCAGCACCACCGCCACCACCACCACCACCACCACCCGGCGCUCGCGGGAACGGAGGACGCGACGGGCCUCCUGAGGAUCCCGCCGGGGAUGCCGGGCCUGCCGGCGAUCUCGGGCCCGCGGGCGGUGACGCAGCACGCCGGGCGCGGCUACGAGGCGGACGGCGGCGAGCGUCCCUCGGACUGCGCCCCCUGCGCCGCCGGGGAGUUCUGCGACUUCCAGCGGAUGCCGCCCGAGUGCCGCCGUUGCUCGUCGUGCCAGCCGGGCUUCUCCGAGCUGCAGACGUGCCACCGCAGCACCGACCGCAUUUGCCAGGACAAGGAUGAAUGCACCGAGAACCCAACAUUUUGCGCUGGGAAAUGCCUGAACACGCCAGGAGGGUACCGCUGCGUGGGCAUCAUCGUCUCUCACGACGACGACGACGACGAGUCGUCGCUCUGCGCCGACGGCUACUACCUGGGCUACGAGACGGGCGAGUGCCAGGCGUGCUCCGGCUGCCCCGACGGGCUGAUGCUGAGCCCCUGCACGACCGACGCCGACACCUCCUGCCUGCCGGGCCCCGGCAAACUGGCGGCUGCGUGGGUCGGCUCCGUGGAGCUGCCGCCGCCGCCCCGCGACAGGGCCGCCAACCUCUCGGAGCUGAUGCCGGGCGGCGAAGGGAUCGCGCUGCGCGUCGCGCCCACCCGGGAGACGGAGUCGCUGCUCGGCUUCGCCCAAAUCCAGGUGGUCGGCGGGCGAUCCGUCGCGUUCGGGCAGCACGGCCUGGUGUGGGCCGACCUCAACGUCGCGGCCAAACACAGCUGCCGCGGCUUCCUGCAGGUGUCGCUGAGGCUGAACCGCAGCGGCGGGCACCGCGACGAGCUCGUGGCGGCCAGGAUCGAGCCGACGGAGGACGACAAGCGCUUCCGGCGGAGCGCGUCCCUGAGCUCCACGGCCGAGCUGGAGCCCGGCCACCAGUUCUCGGUUUACCUGAGAAGCCCCGGGCAGCCUUGCGAGCGCAGCGGCGGAGAGUACGCUCACCCGGACCUCCUGCCGGGCUCGCUCAGCUUCCUGUGGCUGUCGCACGACACCGGGGCGGUGUCCCUGCACGCGCACACCAACACGGCGGCUCACUACAACUCCAACUACCGCCCCUCCUUUAAGGUGUCGCAGGUGUCGGACCCCUACGUGAUCACGGCGAACCACGACUGCGCGACGUUCAUCUUCUCGGAGGCCGGCGUCGUCAAGUUCGCCUACCGGCAGGCGCUCUACUCCGUCGGCCACGGCUGCAUCCGCGACGGCUACUCGCUCGGCGUUCACGUGAGCCGCAACGGCAGCGCCGGCGAGAGCGAGGAGGUGACGCGCGUCUACUUCCCCGGCGUCACCUACCGCGACACGGCCGUGUCGGCCGCCGGCGCCGUGGAGGUGCGAGCGGGCGACCAGCUGAGCUUCGACGUGGCGACGUCGCAGCACUGCAGCGUGCGCCUCUUCGGCGACGCGUCGGGGGUGAGCGUCGCCAGCCUCCUGUGGGUGCCGCGCUCCGCCGCCGCCGUCCUCUCGGCCGCCCUCGACAAGUCCGGCGUGGGCACCGGCGCCGUGCGGAACAAGGCCCUGCGCUUCCGGACCGUGGCGGCGCCCGACGGGGGCCAGGUGCUGCUCGAGACGGAGGGGCGCCACUCGGGCCAGCGUUUCCGGCUGGCGGCGGCCGGCGUGGUGAGCGUCUCGUUCCACCUGCGGCUGAUCCACUCGUGCGAGACGGUGCGCCUGUCGCUGCGCGGGCUGCAGAGCGAGCCGCCGUUGCAGCUGCAAGGCCGGGGCCCCGUCGCGCCCCUUCUGCAGCAGGUCGGCGGGCGAGUGAUGGAGGGCAGCCAGUGGAGCACCAUCAGCCUGCGGGGAAGCCUGUCGGUGGAGGCCGACGCCACGCUCUUCUUCACGCUCGACUGCAGCCGCGGCCGGAUAAACAACAUCUUCCACCACCAAGGAUCGCACCUGUUCAUGAUGUGGAUUUCCGCGUAGGCUGCGCGUGUGUGUGUACGCUCGCGCGUGAUAAGUGAUUUGCCCUUACCUGCUGCGGGGGAUUUCAGCCGUCACGUAUCGUUGAAUGAUGGGGCACGUUUCUGAAAUCCACCGCACCGCGUCCGUCCACCCAGGCGGGAUCACCGGGCAUACCACAUUUAAGUCGAUGGCGGGGGUAACGUGUGGCUACUCCCACCGAUGUCCAAGGCGUAUGGCCAGCGUGGAAGAGUAGGCCAAAUACAAACUAGAGGGGUUACUCUAAGAGCACGGUCGAGUGGAGGUCUUUCUACCAGCAGUGAUAUUGUCAAGACAUUGUUAGGAGCUGCGCUUUCGCCUUUUACUUUCUAUAAAUCGGUGAAGUGGAGAGAAGUUAUUCCCGAGGACAAUUGAAACAAACUCUAUUGCAUGACCUCGUGUCUCUGCUAGAUCGCCAUUGUCAUUAGCAGUGGUCUAUCCACUGCUGUAUGAAGGCCUACCCCCAUACCUGUCUUCACUUCUCGUGGUCCUGUGAUUGCCAGCGCACAUCAGGUAAUAAUUCCCACGGCAGCGAUAUGGCCAUUUCGGCCAAAAAUUAAUCGCACUUCUUGGCGUUAAUGCAAAAACAAAUAUCUGGAAUAAAAUAGCCGGUCAGAAUGUUGUUAACAAAAAACUAUUUUGAUUUUACCCCUUUUUCAUUUACAAGUUAGUUAUUUCCCAAACCGUGAAAAUGUAUUUACACGCAAAAAUCUCAGGUUGGCCUCUUUACAAACCUCACGUGCAAAUUACAUUUCUGCACCGGCUAUUCCGCAUAUUCACCACCACCCCCCCCCGUGCCAGAGUGUACGGUGUGAGGAAGGGGACAUUCCCAGAACUACUUCCGAAAAUCUCAAGUCACUUCUUAUCUACACUUUGUAGGGGGGGAGGGCGGGGGCCAAAGCUGACAUUCUCAGAGUUGUCAUUUAUCCACGACCAAAGAAGCGAAUCCAAAUGUAACCGUGACGUCCGUGGGGUAACAGGGCCAUCAACUUCCUACGCUUGACAACGCGGUUUAGUCGUGCACGGCCUCGACACAGAUUCGAACCCAGGAUCCCGGCAGUGGCUGCACCAGUGCUUUGACCUGUGAGCCACCUGUGAGCCACCUGUGGUCUACCUGGCCACUUCUCAGGAGGCGUGUUCUUGGCAGCCCAGUAAUACUGUGAGCGCCACGGUGGCGAGAUGUUAACUACCUCGCCUGGUAUGCAGGGGGUCGUGGGCUCGAUGCUGACCCUGAACGCCUGUUGUAUAUUUGGUGUUUACAUGUCUCUCUCUCUCUCUCU